UUUGCGACGUUCGUUUGCGGCAGCGCGCGCGGGCGCGGCCCCGAGAGCCCGCCCGGGGACCGGCAGCGGUGCCGCUCCUGGCGCGGGGCGAAGGGAGGGACGGAGGGAGGGAGCGCCGGGGUUGGGGCUCGGAGCGAAGGGAGCAGCCCCGCCGCUGGAUGUUCCGCGGGGCGGCGCGGGGGCCUCCUCCUUCUCCUCCUCCUCCUCCUCCUCCUGCUGCUGCUGCUGCCGCCGCCCGGUGUGUGCGGCGGGGCGGGGCGCGGCUGCCGGGGGCGGCGGCGGCGGAUCGCGGCGGGCGCCCAAGAUGGACUAUGACUUCAAGGUGAAGCUGACCGGGGAGCGCGAGCGGGUGGAGGACCUCUUCGAGUACGAGGGCUGCAAGGUGGGCAGGGGCACCUACGGGCACGUCUACAAAGCCAAGCGCAAGGACGGGAAAGAUGAUAAAGAUUACGCUUUAAAACAGAUAGAAGGUACUGGAAUUUCCAUGUCUGCAUGCAGAGAAAUAGCAUUGCUGCGGGAGCUCAAGCAUCCAAAUGUCAUUUCUCUGCAAAAGGUGUUCCUUUCUCAUGCUGACAGAAAAGUGUGGCUUCUCUUUGACUACGCUGAGCAUGACCUCUGGCAUAUAAUCAAGUUUCACAGGGCUUCUAAAGCAAACAAGAAACCAGUUCAGUUACCUCGGGGAAUGGUGAAGUCGCUGUUAUAUCAGAUCCUAGAUGGUAUUCACUACCUGCAUGCUAACUGGGUGUUACACAGGGAUUUGAAACCUGCUAAUAUUUUAGUUAUGGGUGAAGGUCCUGAGCGAGGAAGAGUAAAAAUUGCUGACAUGGGCUUUGCCCGAUUAUUUAAUUCACCUCUGAAGCCUUUAGCAGACUUGGAUCCAGUAGUUGUAACCUUCUGGUAUCGAGCUCCAGAGUUGCUUCUUGGAGCAAGGCAUUAUACCAAAGCUAUUGAUAUUUGGGCCAUAGGGUGUAUAUUUGCAGAGCUGCUAACAUCAGAGCCAAUAUUCCAUUGCCGACAAGAAGAUAUCAAAACUAGUAAUCCUUAUCACCAUGACCAGCUGGACAGAAUAUUCAAUGUAAUGGGAUUUCCUGCAGAUAAAGAUUGGGAAGACAUAAAAAAGAUGCCAGAACAUUCAACCUUAAUGAAAGAUUUCCGGAGAAACACGUAUACCAACUGCAGCCUUAUCAAAUAUAUGGAAAAACAUAAAGUUAAACCAGAUAGUAAGGCAUUCCACUUGCUUCAGAAAUUGCUCACUAUGGAUCCAAUAAAGAGAAUUACCUCAGAACAGGCUAUGCAGGAUCCUUACUUCUUGGAAGAUCCUCUUCCCACAUCCGAUGUUUUUGCAGGUUGUCAAAUCCCUUACCCAAAACGAGAAUUUUUAACAGAAGAAGAACCAGAUGAUAAAGGAGACAAAAAGAACCAACAGCAGCAGCAGGGCAAUAACCAUACUAAUGGAACUGGUCAUCCAGGGAACCAAGACAACAGUCACACACAGGGACCCCCACUGAAAAAAGUGAGAGUUGUUCCUCCUACCACUACCUCAGGUGGACUUAUUAUGACCUCAGACUAUCAGCGUUCCAACCCCCAUGCUGCCUACCCCAACCCCGGACCAAGCACAUCGCAGCCACAGAGCAGCAUGGGAUACUCAGCUACCUCCCAGCAGCCGCCGCAGUACUCGCACCAGACCCACCGGUACUGAGCUGCACCCGGUGCCGUCGAUGCGCUGCCGCUGCAGGACCGGCCGCGCAGCUGCGUGCCAGGAGCCCGGCUGGGGCCACAGAAUGUACUGUACAACCACACCUCCCACCUGUCCGACCGCCACGACCCCCCCGCCACGGGGCCGGGGACUCCCACGUUGUACCUGGUUUUGGGGUUAGACUUGAAAAGAAAGUGCUAGCACGGUUUGUGUUGUGGAUAUGCUACUUCUGUAGUUUACUUGACAUGGUUCAGACUGACCGAUGCAUUUUUUUCAGUGACAGUCUGUAGCAGGUGAAGCUGUGAAAUGUGCUAGGGGCAAGCAUUUUUGUUGUCGUAUGUGGUGAAUUCUCUUGAUGUAACAACUUCAUCUGACCGAUAGUACACGACAUCUUUGAACUGGUACUUGAAGCAUACAGUAUAUGUUACCAUGGCAAAAAAGCAAACUAACCGUAACUCUCAGACAGUUUUGAUAGACAUUUAUUUUUAGUGACUUUUGUGGGUUGGUUCAUUUUCCAGCUAGAUCGAUGUUUUAUGACCGACACGAUUGCUACGAUGACAUUUUUUUUAAGAACAUGGAAGCGUUUGCAUUUUUUUCCCAGCAAUUACAAGCGUCCCAAAGAUUUAUUUCCAACAUGAGUUUUUGUUUUUGUUUUGAAAUCUAUGACUUGACUGGUAUUAAAGCUGCUAUUUGAUAGUAAAAUAAGUAUGUUGUCAUUGAUAUAAACAUGUUUGGUUCAGCAAACAAACUAAAAUGAUUGUCAUAGACAGUGUUUUAUUUUUUUCCUGUUGGUGUUAAUGAUUUGUGAGCAUGCUUUGGGAUUAAAAAAGCAUGAAUGAUAUUUCCUAAAAAGGUGCGGCAUCCAUUCAGAUAUUUUGUCAUGAUUUUUGAGAACCAGCUUGGUGUAGUGGAUUUUAAAUUUUGUUCGGUUAUUUUAUUUUUUUUAAAUGUUCGCACGUUGUUUAGGGGUGCCAUUCCUACUGCAGAGGAACAAGAUGUUAGGAGAGCCUUAGAAUUUAUGAGGAAAAACUUACAUACAAUGUACUGUAUCAAACUAUUUUACAUGAAUGACACAAGUAUUCUGAGUAAAAAAAAAAAAAAAUCAAACAUUGUUAAAACAAGGUGUUAUGUAAUAAAUUUAUUUUUCAUAAAUCUGCA
Onychostruthus taczanowskii (white-rumped snowfinch) is the source of this 2854-nucleotide messenger RNA. It is a transcript of the gene CDK8, whose product is annotated as cyclin dependent kinase 8. Gene Ontology annotation, cellular component: mediator complex; nucleus. NCBI's taxonomy places the organism in Eukaryota, Metazoa, Chordata, Aves, Passeriformes, Passeridae. The record is from RefSeq and is a predicted model, not a curated record. The transcript is spliced from 13 exons. Gene Ontology annotation, molecular function: ATP binding; cyclin-dependent protein serine/threonine kinase activity; RNA polymerase II CTD heptapeptide repeat kinase activity. Bases 305 to 1699 code for a protein of 464 amino acids. Gene Ontology annotation, biological process: protein phosphorylation.